UUUUCCAGUUGUGUCUGGUGCAGACAGAGUUUCAGUGUCAGCGAUGGAGGGAGAUUCAAUCACUCUAUACACUGAUGUUAAAAUAAACCAACAAGAAAAGAUUUGCUGGUAUUUUAAUGGCACUCGCAUCGCUCAAAUCAGUGGAGAUCUCAGUUAUAUCUGUACAGAUGUUCAGUGUAAAGAUAGUGAUGAGAGAUUCAGAGACAGACUGAAGCUGGACAAUCAGACUGGAUCUCUGACCAUCACAAACAUCACAAACACAGACUCUGGACUUUAUAAACUACUGAUACUACGCAGUAGCAGCGACAGUGAAACAAUCUUCAGUAUUGUCAUUGGUGUUUCUGCUGCUGAACGAGAUGAAGUGAAGGAAGGAGAAUCUGUCACUUUAGAUCCUGGUGAAACUAAACACCCAAAUAAUGUGAUGACGUGGUAUUUUAAUGACAUUCUCAUCGCUGAAAUCACUGGAGAUCAGAGUAAGAUCUGUAGAGAUGAUCAGUGUGAUGAGAGAUUCAGAGACAGACUGAAGCUGGAUCAUCAGACUGGAUCUCUGACCAUCACAGACAUGAGGACAUCAGACUCUGGACUUUAUGAACUAACAAUCAUCAACAUCAGAUUCAGCAUCACUAGGAGCUUCAGAGUUACUGUCUCUGACUCAUAG
Molecule: messenger RNA, 658 nt
Organism: Carassius auratus (goldfish)
Lineage: Eukaryota; Metazoa; Chordata; Actinopteri; Cypriniformes; Cyprinidae
Exons: 3
Coding region: 44-658 (204 amino acids)
Source: RefSeq, a predicted model, not a curated record